CAGUUGAAGUCUGAUUUUAUCAAACUGUUGAAGGAGACGUCCGACAUUGAUCGUAAAUCACGCUGGAGCGAAAUCAAGAAAAAGAUUAAUUCUGAUCCGCGCUACGAUGCGGUUGAUAGUAGUUCCAGACGUGAAGAUUGGUUCCGUGAUUACGUCAAGACGCUAGAUGAUGAUUCAGACGAUGAUGGCAGAAAAGAAAAACAGAAACAGGACAGAAUCCGUGAAAGUAUCCGUAAACGUGAAGAGGAAGUCCAAGAAUCACUAUCCUCGUCUCUCCGUGAUCGUGAUAAGGGGAGAGAACAACAUAAAAAAGACGAGGCGAUACAACAUUUUAACGCUCUUCUUGCUGAUCUGGUUCGUAAUUCAGAAGCGUCGUGGCGUGAUACAAGAAAGCAGUUACGUAAAGAUCAUAGAUGGGAUUUGGCUGAACAAAUCGAACGAAGUGAAAAGGAGAAAUUAUUUGAUGAACACGUCGAAAAUUUAAACAAAAGAAAUCGUGAAAUGUUUCACAAACUGCUUGAUGAAACAGAGAUCAGUUUAAAUGCUAGUUGGAAAGAGGUCAAGAAAAUUAUAAAAGAAGAUCCAAGAUCCUCAAAAUUCUCUUCAAGUGACCGGAAGCGAGAAAAGGAGUUUUUAGAAUAUCAACAUGAGAAGUUUGUACAAGCGAAGACUAACUUCCGUGAAUUGUUGAAAGAAAAUAAACUCAUUACAUAUAAGUCAAAGAAAAUGAUAGAAGAAAGUGAUAAUCAUUUUAAAGAUAUUAUAACUAUAUUAGAGAAUGACCAGAGAUACUUGGUGCUGUCCUGUGAUGAAAAUGAACGAAAUAAGAUAUUGAUGUCAUAUAUUGAAGACCUCGAGAGAAAAGGUGUUCCCCCACCUCCGACUGCAUCAGAACCAUCCCGCAGAUCAACAAAAUAAUGGAAUCAUCGUCUAAGGGAUAUCGUUUUAACAAGUUAUUGUAAAUAUUUAUAUAUAUAUUGUCCAAUCAUUGUGUGUCACAUGACUAGUGAUUGUAUGUCACAUGACCAGUGAUUGUAUGUCACAUGACCAGUGUUAAGAUUUAAUCUCACUUGGUUUUUUUUCUCAUACGAAUCAUUUUAUUUCAUUUUACAUUAUCUCAUUUGAUACCAUGCGACAAAUCAUUGUUAUACACAUAUUAACACACUGUAUAAAUCAUUGUUAUCCAGUCCUUUAGUAACCAAUAUAAAGCUGAAUGGAUAAGACUAAUUUGUAACACUACUCAUUGUCUCUGUUAUCCAGUCCUUUAGUAACCAAUAUAAAGCUGAAUGGAUACAACUAAUUUAUAACUUUACUCAUUGUCUCUGUUAUCUAGGGUUUUUUUUGUAACACUGGACUGCAAUACAAAUGAGCAUGUAGUCUUUGUUAUCCAGAAUAAUUGGCCUUUAGCAUAUUCAGCUAACAAAAUGCAUUUAGUGGCCUUGAUGGUUCUAUAGCCUUGUUUAGUAGGUCUUUAAGAAGUAUUGCUAGCACUAAUAGCAGUUCUGUCUAGUUUUUCCAGUUGCUAAUAGUUGUAUCACUAGUACUUAAAGUGGCAUUAUGUUCCCUUGUUCAACAUUGGUCUCCACAAGGCAAAGUUUGGGUAUGAUGCUUCAGUACUUACUGAACUUUGGUUCAUGAUAGGGUGGCCCAUGUACUCACAAAAAUACAGUCCACCGCUGAUAGUUCGAGACUACCACUGAAGCGAGACCAACUUUCUGACAGUAUGAUACUAUAAAUAGCCAUGGCACGUGCAAUUCUCUACAAAUCUAUCAACUAUUACAGCCGUAAAAAAUUUAUUGUCGACGAUUUUGGAUAGCAGUUAAAUUAAGCUUCUUGGUUAUUACAGCAGAUUUAGAAAUUACGUUCGUUUCAUUUUUUAAAUCGCUUUAUCAUUGACUGUACCGUUAAGAGCGGCAUCUUUUGGUUUAGUACAAAUAAUAUAUCUGAAUCACUCGGGUUAGGCAGGAACAUGAUACUAGCAGUAGUUUCAUUUUACUUUUACAAGCUUCUUAAAACGAUUGUUGAGCUACCUAACGUGCUUAUUUCUAAAUUCAAUUUCUUGUUCUAGCUUUCUGGUACGUUUCGUAAAAAAGUAGUCUUGAUUAUCCCGACCUGUCAAUCAGACGUAGAAUGGUCGAUAGACUGGUUAAGCGAGACUAAUUUCAAAACAAGGGCACGUAACCUAUCUUUUACUCAAAAGUGUCUGGAUGUUAUGGACGACUCUUGGAACCAGUUUUCAGUCUAUUAUUUAUACAUGAUUAAUGGUCAUAGCUUAUUAAGUACAACAUGAUCGUUUAUUUAGUGACUAUAAUUGUGUGAAACUGAUUUGAGGCUUGGCAUAUAUAUAAAUAUUGUGGCGUAAUUGUCGAGAUAUAUGGAGAUAUUUAUUUAUGGUGGGUCACCCUAUUCAUGAUAACAGACUGUGUAGCUAAUGGAACAUGAUGUUCAAGUCUACUAAACUUGAGGUCAAUUCCUUAUUAAAACAAGGCUGCUUAAUAAAGUGUAUAUUAUUUAUGUAAUACCAACCAUCUUUAUGUUUGAAUAGCUUUUAUUUCACAUCUAUAACCUUAUACCAGUGGUUACAGUGUGUUCCCUAGCGAUCAUGUAGUCUAGUUUGUAAUACCAACCAGCUUUACGAUUGGAUAGUUUUUAUGUCAAUUCUAUAACAUAACACCAGUGGGUAUGGUGUGUUCCCUAUUAAAUAUGGCCUGGUUUUUUUUUUAAAAAAUGUAGCUAUGAUCAUGUAGUCUAGUUUGUCACAAUAGAGCUUUAAUUAGGAUUGUUUCUAAUUUGGCUUUGAUCAUACUUUAAAUAGAAGAAUAGAAUCGGACAACUUUAAGAAUUUUUGAGCAUACCAGAAUAUUCGUAAAGAAGUCAAAGUGCUGAGAUUUGUUGAAUCGAGAAUGACGUCAUGGGAUGUACGUGUGUAUUGGAGAGCUUUUAUAUUUGUUGAGAAGAAUGCUGUAUAAAAAUGUGUUGAAUAUUUUAAACGUGCUAAUAUUAUUUCGUCUCAUUUGCAUAUUUUAUUAUUACACAUCAAAAUAAACUAGUGUACAUUUCAA
Patella vulgata (common limpet) is the source of this 3062-nucleotide messenger RNA. Its product is annotated as transcription elongation regulator 1-like. The record is from RefSeq and is a predicted model, not a curated record. Gene Ontology annotation, molecular function: RNA polymerase binding; transcription coregulator activity. Lineage: Eukaryota; Metazoa; Mollusca; Gastropoda; Patellidae. The transcript has 7 exons. The annotation marks the transcript as partial. Gene Ontology annotation, cellular component: nucleus.